CCUUGACCCUGGUUUUGCAUUGUUUCGAGGCAACGUUGAAGAGAGAAUCGGCUCAUACUCACGCAGGCAGACACCGUUGUGUCACCCAGCCUGGUCACCGCUCCAGGACCGUCCUAUCUACUGCCGGACUCGGUUUUUCUGCCAACCAGGCUUCCGUUCGGCUGAUUGAUCCUCUGGCCUGGGAUCCACCCUCGUGUACGCCUUUCUGUCGACAUUCGAAUUCUGCGUUUCUCGUUAUAGCCGGGCUCUCUAAAGGCUCGAGUCCAAGAACACCCACAGCGUCUCGGCACUCUGUCAGGCCCUGUUAUCAUCUGGCAUCACCAUCUCUCUAUUAUCGCCCUCCUGUCCUGCCUCCGUUCCGUCCCCUCUCCUCUUCCGACAAACGCAUCCCGCCGUAAGCUUUUUCCCUCCUCCUGCCCUUUCAUAUUCCCUUUCCCCGCUCCCUUUCCACCGUCCUUUUCGCAUUUCCUUUGUCACGUGUCCCUUUCCCCUUCUUUUGCGUGUCCCCUCUCGAGUCGCGUACUGACUGACCCUUUGUCAUGUAGACCUUUACGCGUCGGCCAUAACGGCUCCGUCGCGUCCAUUAUUCAGUCGAUUCACGUAUAGCGUUCAUCAUGAACGUUCCCCAGGGUCAAUCGAACCCUGGCCUGUACGCCCCGGCCACCCCUCAGCAGCUGCAACACCAACAACAGGCUCAACAGCAGCACAACCCUCAGCACUAUGGCCAGCUCCAACAGAUGUAUCUCGCUCAAAACGCCGCCAAGUACGGCAACCAGCCAAACGGCGGCGGCGGCGGGGGGUUCAACCCUCAGCAGUUGAUGCAACAACAACAGCAACAGCAGCAGAAUACCUUUAAUCCCAGUGGGAUCAACCCGUCCGCACUGAUGAACGGUCGUGGAGGCGGUAUGGCUGGAAUGAAUAUGUCCAACAUGUCGCCACUACAGUUGCAGCAGCAAAUGCAACAAAUGCAGCGUAUGAGCGCCCAAGGUAUGAGUGGUGGAGGUGGAGGUGGAAUGGGUGGAAUUAACCCGACACAGUUGUUGAACCAACAUCACAUGGGCAUGAAUGGUUCCGGUGGAAUGAGUGGGAUGGGUGGUAUGGGGAUGAAUGGCAUGGGCAUCAAUCCCGCCGCGUUGACGGCUUCAAGUACCGGUGGAGUACCCACCUCAUCGUCACCGCCGAUUCCUUCGUCAGGUACCACAGCGCCGCCAACACCAAGCCUCUCCGCUCAAUCUCAACCGCACCAACCACAAGCACCGUCUCAGGGUUUCCAUCCACAACAGCACCCGUCUCACCCAUCGCAGACACAACAUCCACACCCGUCUCAAACCACCCAUGCUCAGCAAGGAGGCGGGGGAGGACCACAUCAAUUGAACUUGCCGAAUUUGAACUUGAACCCGAUGCAGAUGCAGCAGUUGAACUCACUGCCGCAACAAGAAAGACACAAAUUCAUGCAGAGACUUAUGUUCAACAACAUGAACCAGAUAAAUCAGCAUCAGAUGAGUUCGUCUGGGGCGAUGGGUGGCAUGGGCCCGAUGGGCAACAUGUCAGGCAUGACCGGUGGAAUGGGACAAGACGCGGCGAUGAACAUGAACUUCGCGAGCGGUAUGGGCGCUAACGCCAAUAUGUCUGGUAUGGGUAUGGGCGGGAUGGCGCAGAUGACGAACGCGCAAAUGGCUCAGAUCAGUAUGCAGCGUGAACAACAACAGCACCAGCACCAGCACCAACAGCAGCUGCAGCAGCAGCAUGGUCACAGUCAACAUCGACCGUCGAGUUCGGCUGGACAUCCCCACCCUGGGCUUUCGCAAAUACCGGUUCCUGGGAUGGGAAAUAUGAUGAUGCCACCACCGUCGAGUAUACCCCCUCGUCCGCCGACUGUAGCUCCUGGACCAGGACCUCGUCCGACGCCUUCCCCUCGACCUGGUACGGCAGGGUCUACUCCUGGGUUCGCGCAGCAACAACAACAACACGGGCACCCGUCUCAAGGACAACCUCAUCUCCAGCAGCAGCAGCAACAGCAGCAUCAACCUGGUACAGCGCCGAGUUCAAGGCCUGGUACAGCGGGGAGUCCUUCGAGAGGUAUACCGCAUGCAGGGGGAAGACAGACACCUACUAGUGGGGGACCGAGUGGAUCUAUGGCGCAACAGCAAGCUCAGGCUCAAGCCCACCAGCAACAGCAGCAGCAGCAGCAGCAGCAUCAGAAUAGUCCGAGAGGUCAUACGAGUGCGUUGCCGACGCCGAUUCCGAUCCAGCCUAGACCGCCUAUGAUGAAUAUGGGUAUGGGUGGGAUGGGUGGAAUGGGGGGUAUGGGUGCUCGAGCGAGUCCUGCGCCGAGACCUGGGACAGGUCAAGGACAGAGGAUACCUAGUCGACCGCCGACUGUUGUGCCACCAGAGUUCUCCAUGUCACAACAGCAGCAACAGCCUAAUGGAGGCAAUGCUACUCCGAACCCGUCGCAACAAUUACAACUGCAACUGCAACAACAACAACAGCAUGGAAUGCAACAGCAGGGUCAGGCGCCGGGGUAUCAGGCUAUUGCGCCCGCGCCUUCGACGCCUACUAGCGCAGGUGGGAUCGGAGGAGGUGUUGGGAGUAUUGCGGGGAAGCGGAGGGUUUCUGGGACGCCUGUUCCUCAGACACCUCAAUCUGGACAUUUUCCUCCUGGCCAGCUACCACAAUACGCCCAGCAAGCUCAGCACGUUCAGCAAGUUCACCAAGGCCAUCAACAGCAGCAACAGCAACAGCAACAGCCGCAACUCCAAGCGCCUCAAUUGCAGAGAAGCGCGUCUAUACCACCGAAUACGGCGAGUAUCUCUGCGGGUGUUCCGACGCCUGGUCCGAGACCUAGCUCGACUGCGAGUGGAGGGCCACCUGGGAGUGCGACUGGAACUGGAUUGGCUGGGAUGGGUAUUAUGGGGAAUGUUGGGCAGGGGAAUAUGAAUAUGCGCGGAAUGGCCAUGGGUGGCGGAAUGAGCGGGAUGAGUGGGAUGGGAGGUAUGGGAGGCAUGGGUAUGGCUGGGAUGGGAGGAAUGGGUGCCAUGGGCAACGUCGGCGGCAUGAACAUGAACAUGGCGAAUAUGGGUUUAGGUCAGAUGGGAGGUCCGAUGGGUCCUCCCCACUUCCCUCGAUCUACGUCUCAAGGACCGCCUCAACAGCAACAGCAAGGUCUUGAUGGCGUUCCUCCUCCACCUGGACUGCAGAGACAAAUGAGUGCAGAUGCUAGUGCUGGGAUGGGGAUGGGGAUGGGGAUGGUCCCGCAUACACCUGUUAUGGCCCACAAUCGAGCUUCAGUCCCUCCUCCUCCUUCUAAUGGUUUGGCUGUGAAUACCAAUGUGCCUGGUGGAGGUGUAGGUGGGAUGAUGAACGUGCCGAAUCCUGCUCAGGCGUUGAUGCCUACACCUCCUACUGCAUCUUCGCCUAUGAAUAUCCCGACGUUGCCGAAUAUGUCUGCAACGGCCGGAAUGGACAUCCCUGCUUUACCCUCGACGCCACAACAAGCUAGGCAGGUCUCUCAGCCGCCUCAGGGUGCUUCGUCUAGCAUGCAUCAUCCUCCUGCUACGUCCAAUUCUUCGCCUUUCCCGAGCGUUGGGAUGUUGGAGAGGAAGAUGAGCUCGAUCAAUGGAACGACUGGUGCUGGUGCUCCGAGUACCAAUGGUGUUUCGGCUAGCGUGCCUCCUACAUCAGGCUCGACUGGGGGUGGUACUACUCCCGGAGGAACGAAGAUCAUUAGACAACUUGCACCUCUCCCUGCGGGCCUCAGAUUGAACCCAGCCGUGACGAACAUCACUGCCGUUCCGCUUAUCGAUUCUCUCAAAUUGAUACCUCCUAUUUCGGUGGAUGAGAUUGCGAAUGUGAAGAAAUGGAUGGAGAUGGAUAAGGCGUAUGGGGAGACGUAUAGGAAGAUGAAGGAGAGGAUGAAUGAGGAGGUGAGGGUGAAUAUCGCGAAGGGACGGGCGUGGUGGGAGAAGGAUGCCCAGGGUCAGGGUCAGGCGGGUGUGGAUGAGAUGAGGGGGUUGAAUGCGAGACGGAGGCAGCAGCCUGGUGAGAAGUUGAGUUUGGUUGGGAUGAAGGGGAAGGAUGAUAGGAGGGUGCGGAAAGCUGGGAAGCGCGAGGGGUUUAAAUUGCCGAGAAUCGUUGAUCCUGAAGAUGCGAAACGCCGGGAGCAGCUUGUCCCCAUUCGACUCGAGCUCGACGUCGAGCAUCAUAAGAUGCGAGAUACAUUUGUAUGGAACUUGAAUGACCCGAUCAUCACACCAGAGGUCUUCGCUCAAUCGAUCGUGGAUGACUAUAGUCUCGCACCAACCUUCCACUCCAUCAUCACGAAGGCUAUCCAAGAUCAGCUCAGCGACUUCAAAGCGCAUUCUACUACAUUUGGCGAGGACGGGUCGCUGAAUAGUCCAGUUGAGGAUAUCGUCGAACAGGGCAAAUUGGAUGAUGUUGAGGUUGUUUGGUGGGAGACGUGGCGCAAUGAAGUCCGAAGCGAUGUUGGCUAUAAGCAGAUUGGAGGUGGUGAAGGUCGGAGUCGGAAACGACGCAAAGUCGUCAAGGACGAAACGGUUGAGACGCCUGAAGUCCUCAAGCAGAGUUUGUCGGCUGCGAGUACGGACGUGCCGAUGUCGGUCGAUGACUUUGAAGAGGAUGAGAGUAAGAUGAACGAGGAGUUGCGUAUUCUCAUCAAGCUUGAUAUCAUUGUCGGUUCUGUGAAGUUGGAAGACCAGUUUGAAUGGGACCUACAGAAUGAAGACCCCACACCGGAGCUCUUUGCGGACGUAUAUGCGAAAGAGUUGGGAUUGGCAGGCGAAUUCAAAACUGCUAUUGCUCAUUCAAUUAGGGAGCAAGUGCAGAUAUAUCAGAAGUCGCUCUUCCUCGUCGGCCAUCCUUCUGACGGAACCCCGCUUCAAGAUGACGACUUGCGCAUGUCCUUGCUUCCAUCUCUCUCGACAGGCGCUCGUUCCAUGGAGCAAGUCGGCGCUUUCACACCUCUACUCAACCUACUCAGCGAGAGUGAAAUUGAGCGGAACGAGAGGGAGCGUGAGAAAGAGCUCAAUCGCAGACGCAGGAAGACGACUCGUGGUAGGAGAGGAGUCAUCCUUCCUGAUCGCGAACCUCCCAAGACGCUACGCACCCCUGCCAUCGGCUUCCCAGAGAUCGACGCUGCCACACUUGCAAUCGUUAAUGCUGCUGCCGCGCCUACGUCAAGGAGAGCUGCUGCUGCCGCCGCUUCUCUCACCAUUGCGAACAUGGUGGCGUCGGAGAAUGGCACAGUUGUCUUGCCCAACCCUCAGACCCCGCUCACUCCUCAGGUCACUGCGCCAGCACCAGCCAAAGAGAAGAAACCCAAAGGUCUUUUCAAAGCGCCUUCGUACCCGUCAUCUGUCCUGCGUCCUCGUGCUCAUGUCAAGGCGCCCACACCUUCUACUGCUGCGGACCCAUCAACGUUAUCACCUCCGAUUGAGAACGACUUGCCACUGCCCUCUAGUAGUGGGAACCUUGAGAACCGAGGUGCUAGAGUUAUGCUUAGCGCGAAGCGGGUGAAGGAGCUGGAGAGGGAAGCGAAGGAAAAGGAGUUCGCGGAUGGCCAGCAUGCGAAUAUGAUCAAUGGUGUUUGGCAUUGUUCCAAUUGUGGAUGUCCUGAGAACAUCGCUAUUGGGCGUAGGAAAGGCCCGCUUGGAGAUAAGUCGCAGUGUGGUACUUGCGGUAAAUUCUGGCAUAGACAUCGUAGACCCCGUCCGGUGGUAUACAAUGCCGACCCUGAGUAUCAUCUAAACCUCAAGAGGGAGGAGGAACAAGCCAAGGUUGCUGCGAAUCGGAAAAAGCGUCCUCAUGCUGCCAAUACGGAGGCUCCCUCUUCAAAGGCUGCUACGGUUGAGCCGGAAACGCCUGCGAAGGCGAAGUCUGAGGUUUGGGUGGAAGCACCACCGGCAUCCUCGGGCAAGCUUAACAGUCCAAAGGAAGAGCGAGAACGUGCUGUCUCGCCUAUUUCUACUGCUUCCAGUGCUUCGGAGCCACCUCUUUCCCAGCGAGUGAAACCUAAUGGCGCAGAUCACACCUCGAAGCCCUCGCUCGCAGAGGCUGCAGGACCUUCACAGACAGGCCAAGACGCACAGCCUUCGUCUGCGUCACCUCAACAGCAAUCACAGACCUCUCCCGUUAAAGGAUCAUCCCCAACAACACCUCCUGCUGCCGUUGGACCUCGUCCACAAGCGCCUGAAUGGCUAAGAGCUGCGAUGCAAGAGAUGCAGGCGAACUACCCUGAUGAUCUGUUCGAGGUCAUUCUUCGUCGAGUGGCCACCUCCCCAACACCUGAAUGGCGGAUCAGGUGUUUGGAUUGUCCCGGAAAGCUAUAUACCCCUGGUCCUGGAGAGACCUUGACCAACUAUGAAGUCCAUCUCAAAAACCGUCAACACCGAAAUAAAGUGAAUACUCGAUUGGCCAAUAACUCCGCGGAAGCUUAGACGCUUUUCUGCUUUGCUGCUGCUAUGUUGGAUUGUAAUUUGUCGUUAUGCGUUGUUCUACUACAUAAUUUGCUCUGCUUUUUUUGUAUUGUUAUAUUCCCUCUGUUGUCUCUCAAUUGACUUCUUACUUUUCUCUUUUCUUGAUUUAAGAGCUGUCUCAGCUCGAGCAACUUGGUACUCGUAACUAGAUACUUGGGAUCACAUAACUUAGAACUGACAUUGUCCUACCAGCAAACGGCAAACACUUUAGACAACAACGUAAGAGUGAAUGUUAACGAGGGAUUUGUGUGAAGACCAAGUAGUUUGUGUAAGUAUUCGGCUUCUCAGCUUGCUGCCACCAUUUGCUACUACGUUUCGAACGCACUGUGAUUGCGAGUAUGAAUACACACGACAACAUAGA
Messenger RNA from Somion occarium, 6855 nucleotides. NCBI's taxonomy places the organism in Eukaryota, Fungi, Basidiomycota, Agaricomycetes, Polyporales, Cerrenaceae. The record is from the annotation of a GenBank genome assembly.